AGGACUGCUUGGAGCAUAGACAUGCAGAACUACACUUCCAUGGAGGGGUUCACCCUGUUGGGAAUUCCUAACACUGGAGGGCUGGAGAACAUGCUGUUUGUCCUGUUUUUGGCCUUCUAUCUCUUCACCUUGCUGGGAAACCUGCUCAUCUUCCUCACCAUUCUGGUUUCUUCCAACCUCCAGACCCCCAUGUAUUCCUUCCUGGGGAACCUGUCAGUGUUUGACAUAUUUUUCCCUUCAGUGAGUUCCCCCAAGAUGAUGCUCUACUUAAUGGGGCAAAGCCGGACCAUCUCUUACCAGGGCUGUGCCUCCCAGGUGUUCUUUUACCACUUCCUGGGUGGUACUGAGUGUUUCCUCUACACCGUGAUGGUCUAUGACCGCUUUGUUGCUAUUUGUCACCCUUUGCAGUACAUGGUUAUCAUGAACCACAAGGUGUGUACCCGCUUGAUAGUGGGCACUUGGCUGGGUGGCUGCCUGCAUGGAAGUAUCCUCACAUUUCUUGUCUUUAGGUUACCCUACUGUGGCCCCAAUGAGGUGGACAAUUUCUUCUGCGAUAUCCCGGUGGUGCUGCCCCUGGCCUGUGCAGACACCUCUCUAGCUCAGACAGUGAGUUUCACUAAUGUGGAUGUUGUGACUCUUACAUGCUUUUUUCUUAUCCUUACUUCCUAUGGCCAUAUCAUCCUUUCCAUACUGAAAAUCAACUCCUGCGAAGGCAGGCGCCAGGCAUUUUCAACCUGCAGUGCCCACCUGAUUUCAAUCCUCUUGUUCUAUGGGCCUGUGAUGCUUAUCUAUCUCUGGCCUGCUUCCAGCCCUUGGCUAGACUCUGUUAUUCAAGUGUUAAAUAAUAUUGUUACCUCUUCCCUUAAUCCUUUGAUUUACACCUUGAGAAACAAGGAUGUGAAAUUGGCUCUGAGGAAAGUAUUAACUCAAGUGGUCCACAUUCCUGGGGCAUGA
Molecule: messenger RNA, 954 nt
Organism: Hippopotamus amphibius kiboko
Lineage: Eukaryota; Metazoa; Chordata; Mammalia; Artiodactyla; Hippopotamidae
Product: olfactory receptor 958-like
Exons: 1
Coding region: 22-954 (310 amino acids)
Biological process (GO): G protein-coupled receptor signaling pathway
Cellular component (GO): membrane
Molecular function (GO): olfactory receptor activity; G protein-coupled receptor activity
Source: RefSeq, a predicted model, not a curated record